UUGUCUUUCAGCUCGAUCUGCAUCGCCGACUUUCUAUGAGGUUGGGUUCGAUUUUUUUUUUCCUUUUUUUAUUUCCCUUUCCGCUUUUCCUUUCACUAUCAGGAAGGCUGGCGGUGCAGGGUGCAGAUGGGGCACCUCUGGCAAGCUCCACAUCUGCGGCACAACUCCCCAGCCUGUGACAAUUAGCGGGAGGAGGAACGUGUGUGGAAGUGACCGGCUCGGGGGCACUGAUUGUGCUUGUGGCUGCCUGUGGCUUUUGAAAAUGGCAGUUCUGCCUUGAAGAUAUUUUUAUAUUCUACUGAUUGCAGCUGCUGUUGUGGAUUGUUUCUCUGUCUUUACCUACAUUUGACUCCCACUCAGAGUGUUUUCACUGUGAAGUUCUUGAAAAAGCAUCAUGCACCAAGAUGCUGGGUGGCUGUAAUCUGCUUUCCUUGGUGCUGGUGGGAGCAACUGCAGUUCUGUGCUCAGCUGGCCUCUGUGUGCCUGGAGGAGAACUUCAUUCCUUAGGGAUUUUGUGCUGACAAAAAGCCCAAUGUGAUCCUUUGAGUAGCCCAAGCUGUUUUCAUCUGAGAGGAGAACUUGAGCCAUUGUCUUAUGUUGGUACUACAAUGCUGAGUUCUAGCUCAACUGCUGUGAAGAAUCUCCCUCUGAAGAGGAGGCUCUGUUUUCUGCUGAAACUUGUGUGCUUUGUCAGCUCAGUGUUAAUAUUUUGUGAAUUUUUAAUUUACUAUGUGGUGAUAUUUCAAUGCCGAUGGCCAAGUGUGAAAGGUGGAGCUCACAUGGCUGAAAAAGAGACUUCAGCUUCAGUCCUAAAGGCCAUCAUUUUAGCUGAUACACACCUACUUGGUGAAAUCAAAGGACAUUGGCUGGAUAAGCUAAGAAGGGAAUGGCAAAUGGAGAGAUCUUUUCAAACUGCCUUAUGGUUACUGCAGCCAGAUAUUGUUUUUAUUCUGGGAGAUGUUUUUGAUGAAGGAAAAUGGAGCUCACCUCAGGCCUGGGCAGAUGAUGUCAGGAGGUUCCGGAAGAUGUUCAGGCAUUCAGUUUUCACGGAGCUGGUGGCCAUCACUGGGAAUCACGACAUCGGAUUUCAUUACGAAAUGACUACUUACAAGGUAAAUCGAUUUGAAAAGGUUUUCAACUUUACUUCAGGAAAGCUGAUAACUCGGAAAGGAAUAAACUUUGUCCUAGUGAACAGUGUAGCCAUGGAGGGUGAUGGCUGUGCUGUCUGCCGUACCUCAGAGGCAAAACUUGUGGCACUUUCUCACAAACUGAAUUGCUCCCAGCAGAAACCAAAUCAUUCCAACAAAAGAUGCAGUGAUGUGGAAAAGCUUCCAGCUUCAGAACCCAUCCUUUUACAGCAUUACCCUCUCUAUCGGAAAAGUGAUGCUGAAUGCACUGGAGAAGAUUCUGCUCCUCCAGAGGAGAAAAACAUCCCCUUUAAAGAGAAGUAUGAUGUGCUGUCUCAAGAGGCAUCACAAAAGCUGCUAUGGUGGUUUCAGCCCCGUUUGAUUCUCAGUGGGCACACUCAUAGUGCUUGUGAAGUGCUGCACGCAGGGAAAAUUCCAGAAAUCAGUGUCCCAUCAUUCAGUUGGAGGAAUAGAAACAAUCCUAGUUUCAUCAUGGGCAGCAUAACACCAACUGACUUCUCCCUCCAAAAAUGCUUCCUUCCAUUUGAGAGCAGAGUCUUCACUAUCUACUGUGCAGCAGGUGCUCUGCUUGUGAUCCUGGUACUAGCUCAUGUUCAGCUUCUCACUCCACCGUUUUAUUUUGCUCAGCGUUUAAUCAGUAAGCAUAAAGCAGUAUGAAGAGCCAGACAUCUGCAUUCAGUCACUGAAAUACCAAAGCUGAGAACAGUCAAACAUCAGACUAUAUUCAUGCCAGCAAAUGACCUAAUUUGAUUGCUAGUCUGAAGGCAGGUUGCAUUUACACAUACCAUAGAAGUCCUAUACAGCUGAUAUGACUACUACAGGAUAAAUAAUUAACUGAAAUGAACGUUUCAUGCUGUACAAAAAUACUGUAUUCGACAAUCAAAUGAGUCCUUUUCCUGCUAUAAUUUUUGUAUCAAAUAUGUAUAUUAAAAGUGUAACUGUACAUUAUGUAAAUCCUAUAGCCUCAUCACUUGUCUGCACUUGUGUCUUACCCUGGUGGAGGCUGACUCUUGCAAACUGGAAAUGUUUCUCUGUUUUAUUGCUGCAUGGCCCUUCAAAUAUCAUACUUGUGUUUGUUAGGGUCAGGCAGAAUCUGGAUGCAUCAGCACUGAGAGAUGCAGAUUCCAUAACCUUUUUAGUGUCAUGUGUAAGGGACUGUGGUUUGGGACAAGAAAUCUGGUUCCUGACACAGUAAAUUGUUAGCUGACUAUAAGUUGCAGUUAUCCAUCUACCAGACAACAAGGGGAAGAAGCUUGAGGAUCCAGUUUGCUGAUACACACUUGAAAACUGCUUUAAAAAAAAUUAGGGUGACACCUUAAGCUGCUGCUUUCAAAAAGAUGUGCUAUGAUGAGCUUAAAAAAGAGGGCCCUGUUGCAUCCCAGAGAUCUGUGGUGAGGAGCCCUCCAGUUGCCGAUCUCCUGCAAGAAGGAAGGUCAAAUACAGCUGCAGUAACAUUAUCCUAUGCCUCGGCCCUCAGUCUACAGCCAGGGAUAGGAAUCACCUUAUUUUACAUUCCACAAGUUCCGUUGACUUUAGCAUAGUGUCACAUUUUGAACUGCACUAGCUCCUCUGUGGGGAGGCAGAGGCCACCAGCUGUGCCACAAAGAUAAAAUCUGAGCUCAGUGUCUCCAGUGUGUGGGGGAAGGUGGGACAAGCCUACUGCUGCUCCCCACCCAUCCCAGUAAAAACAGAGGGACUACUUCACACUAGGACCAGUUUUCCUGCUGAUGUUCCUGCAGAGACUGGGAGCUCUAACCUGAACUCCUGGGCUGGGGCUAGCUUAAAAACAAAAAAGUACUAUCUUUUGUUAUUCAUUCUAUUACUUUCUUUGGCAUGAGAAAUACGAGAAUUCUGUUUACUGUUAAUUUAUUCCACCCAGCCUUUCACUUUUUGGGAAAUAUGAGUAAACUGAACAUAGAGAUGAACAUAGAGAUUUCUGGGAAGAGAAAAUGGUCAUACUAUAGUAUCUAAAAUGGGACUGUUUUGUAUUCAACUGGAAACAAGUUCUCAAUUGGACUGUAGUCUGAUUUUAAAAUGAUGACUGAUUGGGGUUUAUAACUAAUAACAAUACAGUAAAAAGUUAAUAAAACCUGCUGAUUUAUAUGCCAGUGUGGGGACUGUGUUAGCUCUUCAUCUCUCCCUAAAUUUAAAAUGAAGUGGGGGGAAUGGUCCGAAGUGUGGUAAAACAUUCUAUAAAGUAAUGUAGUCUAACACUUCUCUAGAUUUCUGUUAUUGCAACUGUAAUUUUAGACAUUUGUACAGGUUAUCUUGGACACAGGAAAAGUAUAUAGUCACAGACAUAAAACACCUAUGUAUAAAAUAUAAAGCAGUGUUAUAGUUACUAAAAAGGACAUGCCUUAUUGCUACAGCAAUUCUUGCUUUUUAUAUAUUGUACUGUACCACAACUUGUUUUGAGAAUGUCAUUUGCAUAAAUUAUUCAAGUUUGAGAAAUAUUCACACAUUUUGAUUCUACAAUAUUUAAAAUAAAAUAAUUUUCUAAUGUG
This is a messenger RNA of Camarhynchus parvulus, 3652 nucleotides long. It is a transcript of the gene MPPE1, whose product is annotated as metallophosphoesterase 1. The transcript is spliced from 11 exons. The coding region runs from base 609 to 1805 and encodes 398 amino acids. The record is from RefSeq and is a predicted model, not a curated record. Gene Ontology annotation, molecular function: phosphoric diester hydrolase activity. Gene Ontology annotation, biological process: GPI anchor biosynthetic process; endoplasmic reticulum to Golgi vesicle-mediated transport. Gene Ontology annotation, cellular component: endoplasmic reticulum-Golgi intermediate compartment. Lineage: Eukaryota; Metazoa; Chordata; Aves; Passeriformes; Thraupidae.